This is a messenger RNA of Suillus subaureus, 1206 nucleotides long. RefSeq lists its product as uncharacterized. The transcript is spliced from 3 exons. The record is from RefSeq and is a predicted model, not a curated record. Lineage: Eukaryota; Fungi; Basidiomycota; Agaricomycetes; Boletales; Suillaceae. Bases 1 to 1206 code for a protein of 401 amino acids.
AUGUCAAAACAUGUGGACAGUUUUUUGAGCCACUGUAUCUGCUAUCUGGCCAGUCUGGGCGAUGAAGAUUUUAUCAUCAAGGACCACUGGGUUCUCGGCAAGCGGGAAGAUGUCAUUUUGAAUGAGAUAGAGAUGUUGAAAUUAAUGCAAGGUGUCCCUGGCAUUCCCAAGCUAGUAGAUUAUUGGCUCAUCAUGACAUCAGAAGGUGAGGUCGACGUCACUCAAAGUUAUCGCAAAAGAGAAUGCCAGAGUACCAAGGGCACCAGUCGCACUCAUGUCCACCUUGUCCUAAAGCUGUGUGCUCGCCCCCUCCACAUAUUUCAAAUGCUGAAAGAGUUUGUGAGAGCAUUAAGGGACAUUGUGAUCAUCCAGAGAACGGCAGUGGAGGAGCACAGGAUCCUGCAUUGCAAUUGUAGUCUGAAUAAUGCGAUGAUCCUGGAUGAUCUAGACCUCAGCAAGGGGUUCCUUAUUGACUGGGAAUUUGCAGUACACAUUGCUGCAGACAAUAAAUAUCCCAUCGGUGGUAUGGGCACAGUCCCCUUCAUGUCACGCAUGCUUCUCAGCCAGGUUUCGCUUUUGCAGCAACAGGUGGUUGCAGAUGUUGAGCAGAAAAAGCUGAUGAAAGCAAACAAAUCAAAAUCAAAAUCGAAGAAUGCUCCUGCCCUGAAAACACCAAAAACCUCCUCAGAUUCUUUAGUGCUGCCCAUUUCUCAUGUGGUCCAAGGUUACUCUGAUGAUCUUGAAUCUCUUUUCUUCAUAUUCACUUGGGUUUGCAUCAAGUUCUGCAGUCCCAAUGGCAUGGUCCAUCAGGAGCACAUGCCCAAUUCCUUACUCAAUCGCUGGACCAGCCUUGACCUGGCAUCGUGUGCUGCCUUCAAGAUCACCUUUUUUGCGAAUCCAUUGGAUGAACAGCAUCUCAUAAACGAAUUUCACCCAUACUUCAAACCCCUCAUCCCCCUCACAAAGGAUUGGUGUGCAGCAUUGAAGGAUAACAUGGUUAACCCUGUUACCUUUGAUGCCAUUCUUCACAUACUCAACUUUCAUCUUGAGGAGCUUUCCAAUGAUGAGGAGCUCCAAUCCACUGUGACAAUGCUCAAGAAAACUGCCACUGCUCUUAAUGGCUUGAAAUGUGCUGCUUCACUGUCUUUGCCCAUGCCAAAGUGGAGGAAGUCGGACAACUCGCUGGAGACAUCCGAACAGGUGUAA